Lodderomyces pseudojiufengensis is the source of this 1512-nucleotide messenger RNA. RefSeq lists its product as uncharacterized. The record is from RefSeq and is a predicted model, not a curated record. Lineage: Eukaryota; Fungi; Ascomycota; Pichiomycetes; Serinales; Debaryomycetaceae. Bases 1 to 1512 code for a protein of 503 amino acids. The transcript has 2 exons.
AUGGAGAAAUUAAUAUAUUUUCCAAUUGAUGUUUUGGAAAUAAUAUUUCAACAAAUAAAUCAACAUAUGGUUUUGUCGUUGAUGCCCUUACAUUCCAAAUUUUAUGAGAUUGGCCGAAACAAGCUAUACAGAAAUAUUUAUCUUUACCGCAAAGAUAAACUAAUGGAAACAAAUAGUCGCGAAAUAAAUGAUGCAGAGAAAUACUACGAGUGGAGAGUUCAUAAAGACAUUUUGAAUGACUUUAGUAAAAAGUUUACCGUAAUUUCAUCAAGUACUUUUACUCGCAACAUCAUUAAAAAGAAAAUGAUCAGGAAUCAACAUAUACAUCAUCUUAGUAUUGAAAAGUUGCGCCCUGUAGUGUAUACCGGAUACAAGUUAUAUGUAGAUUACAAUGCGGUACCCACAUUAUUGAAAGAAAUAAUAAGAUAUUUUGAAAGUAUAGAUUAUGUUAGCUUUGGUUCAUUAAACAACAAAUUUGAUAUGAAAAACAAAAAUUGUUCUAUUGAUGUAUUGAAAAAUUUAGAAUUUUUGAGUCCUGACUAUAUUCCUGGCUUGUAUGAACGUACAUUGUUUUUGGAGAAAAAUAAACACGGGUCAUUUGAAUUCUUGUAUAAUAAUCUCAAAAGUUUGAAAUUUCCGCUCGAAGGCUCUACAUUGAGUGAGCAUAAUGAUGAUGAUGAUGAUGAUGAUGAAUUGCCAGAUAGUAUCGAAUUGUUCAACCAAAUCAACUUAUUCAAAAACCUCGAAGAAUUACAUCUUCAAUUUGAUAGACUCAUUGAUUUAUCGGAUUCACUGUUUCUUACAAAUUCGAAUAAGCUAGAAUGCAAAUUGAAAAAACUUGAUCUGAUGUUUUGGGCUAAGCUAAGAUUCGGUAAGCUGGACUAUUUUAAUACAGAACAAUUAAAUACAUUAUCAUUAUAUUACCUAAAUGAUACAGCAAUCGACGAAGACGAAUACUUUUAUCAGAAAUUCGAGUUCAAGGAAUUAUUAACCAAUGCCAAUUUAGCAAACUUGAGAACUUUAGUUUUAACUUCACCUUCUUUUGAUUUGAAAUCGAUUAAAGUGAAAACAUUACUUAAAUUAAUAAUAUGUACUGAAACUGCUGAUGAUGAGGAUGCCAUUGAAAUUGCCAAGCUUUACCUUAAAAACCCAACAUUAAGAUUAUCUUGGUGGCCACGAUAUAUGGAUACACAUAAAUAUGAUAUAUUUGUUUAUUCUGAGUACUUACAAUUAUACUCACCUGAGUAUUACCAAAUUAUAUCUUGUCAAUGGCCAUCUUACUUUUUCAAAAGCAAUAUUAUUUCGAUUGGUAAAAAACAAAAAAAAAGAAGGUUAACUUCUCAUAAGCAAGAUAAUAACAGCUCAAGAAGACUAGAUAUAGUUUUAAAAACCGAAUAUACUAUUGAAGAACUUUGUGGCAUGCACCUUUUUGAGACAUCAAUUGUUUACGGAGAUGUUUUAGAUGUUUUCAAGAGAUACGAAAAAAAUUUUAAUUUUGAAGACUGUUUCUAA